AUGAUUGUGUUUUUAAUUUGCGUGGGUAUAUUAACCCUAUUAAUAUACAAGUAUUACCAAAAAUCAUUUCAAUAUUGGGAAAAAAAAGGAGUACCAACGAUAAAACCUAGCAUUCCAUUCGGAAAUUUAGGUUCAAUUUUUGGUGGACCUGGAUUUAUACUUCACAUGAAAGGUAUUUAUGAAGAAUUUAAAUCGCAAGGGGUCCAUUACGCUGGGUUAUAUACGGGGGCAAAGCCAGCUUUAUUAGCAGUUCAUCCAGAAGCUGUUAAAACCGUUAUGAACAAAGACUUCCAAAGUUUCCAUAGCCACGGUGUUGAAUACGAUGCAAAAGAGGAACCUUUACAAGCACAUUUAUUUAAUUUGGAUGGAAAACAAUGGAAAGAUAUGCGAGUUAAACUCACCCCAACGUUUACUUCGGGUAAAAUGAAGAUGAUGUUUCAAACUUUAUUGGAUUGUGGCCAACAGCUUGAAGAUUUCGUAGAGAAAUGUAACGAAAAAAAUGUAGCUUUAGAUAUAAAAGAGGUUAUCGCGUGUUUUACCACCGAUGUAAUUGGUUCUUGCGCGUUUGGUUUGAAAUGUAAUAGCUUUAAAAAUGCGGAUGCUCAAUUUAGAAAGUAUGGGAGAAAAGUUUUUACGCCUAGCUUAAGAUUUGUUUUUAGAAGACUUUUAUCGGCAGCUUCACCGCGGUUAAUGAAAUUGUUUAAAUUAAAAUUUAUUCAAGAAGAUGUAUCUGAAUUUUUUAUUGGGGUUAUAAGAGAUAUGUUGAAUUAUAGAAAAACCGAGAAGAUAACCCGCAACGAUUUCUUACAAAUCUUAAUAAAUAUGCAAGAAACGUUAAAAAGCGAAGGCAAAAAACCGUUUACUCUGGAAGAACUCGCCGCUCAAGCUUUCGUUUUUUUCAUCGCCGGUUUUGAAACGUCUUCGACUACCGUUACUUUUGCUCUAUACGAAUUGGUGCAUAAUCAAGAGGUGCAAGAUAAAUUACGCGAGGAAAUUCGGCGAAUUAUCAAAAAACACGAUGGUAAAAUCACUUACGAUGGUAUCAUGGAAAUGAAAUAUUUAGAUCAAGUUAUUAACGAAACUUUAAGGAAAUAUCCACCAGUUCAUUUCUUACCGAGGAAAUGUACCCAAAAUUAUAAACUUCCAAACGGUGCUGAAGUUGAGAAAGGUACAAAAGUGUUUAUAAGCGUUAUGGGGUUACAUAGAGAUGAGGAAUAUUUUCCUAAUCCCGAUAAAUUCGAUCCGGAUCGAUUUUCCGAUGAAAAUAAACACAACAUAGUUCCGUAUUCAUAUAUUCCUUUCGGUGAGGGACCAAGGAUUUGUAUCGGUCUGCGAUUUGGAGUAAUGCAAGCUAAAGUGGGAAUUUGUUUAUUAUUGAGGAAUUAUAAAUUAUAUCCUCAUCCCUCAGUAAAAUAUCCAAUUGAAUUCGAUAAUAAAUCCGCCGUUUUAGCCGGUAAAGACACCCUUUUAUUAAUGACAGAAAGAGUUUAAUUAUUAUUUUAUGUAUUAUUAUAAUUUAUGAUUAAUAAAAAUAUACAACAA
Messenger RNA from Onthophagus taurus, 1542 nucleotides. Its product is annotated as cytochrome P450 6a2-like. Lineage: Eukaryota; Metazoa; Arthropoda; Insecta; Coleoptera; Scarabaeidae. Gene Ontology annotation, molecular function: iron ion binding; oxidoreductase activity, acting on paired donors, with incorporation or reduction of molecular oxygen; monooxygenase activity. The record is from RefSeq and is a predicted model, not a curated record.